UUCCUUUUUAUUCCGCAACAAUAUAUCUAAAAUUCAAUUGUAAAUAACAUUAAAAAAACAGGAGGAAUCGUACUUUUCUUAACUGAAAACUUACGGUCUAGUGCUUGCUUUUAACAUCAUUUUUCAUCGAAAUCUUUCAUCUGGUAUCAAAUUUCGUUAAUAGCAGCAAUAGAUCGAAUGGAAUUAUCAAAAUCUACGAAAAAAUCUCUUAAAAAGGAAUACGAAGUUCGUGAUAAGAGCAAUACUUUAAUGAAAGAAGCAAAUCCUCCAAUCAGAGAGGUUCCUGCUUUCACCAUUGAGUCUUUACAGAAAAACACAAAGGUUACGGGACCGCCAUUAGAGAAACCUCUUAAAGUAAAUGUUUACAAAAGUUUAUUUAGAAAGAGAUACGAGACGGGUGAAAUUCCGGUAUUUCUCUAUCAGGAAAGCUCUGGAUUUAGUUUAAAGUGGUUGGUUAACAUUUCUGAUCUAGACUAUCGCCAUUAUCUACCAUCUUUUAUGGAAGGAUUAUUAGAACUCGAACAUCCAUAUAAUCUAAUCGCCGAACUAGGAUGCAAGGAAAUGAUGAAUAAUGGUGGCGAAAAAAUAAUUCAUGCGCUGCCUUACGCUAUUCCACAAAUUAACAAAGCCUUAGCAACUCGCCAUCCACUUAUAUUGGUCAGAGCCUGUCGUGUCAUUCAAAGUUUAGCUCUAUCGGAAGCUGGCCCAUUUUUGGUAUCCGCUUAUCCUAAGCUUCUUCCGUCAUUGCUCUUAUUUUUAGAAAAUAUUAAAAAUUUAGGUGAUGGAAUUGAUUACGGUCAGCGAAAAGGAAAUUGCUUGGGCACAUUGGCCAACGAAACUUUGCAAUUGCUAGAAAAGGCAAGAGGACCGGAUGCUUAUCAUCAUAUCAAAAAAGUGAUUCCGGUUUACGAAUCGUGUGUCCACAAUUAUUAGAGAUUCAGGAGCUUUAGACAUUUAAAUUUUCUGUUAGCUUUUCUAACUGUUUUGUUAGAUAAAGAAUUCAGAAAAUCGAUCCGGUAUUAGAAAAAAUUCCUGCAAAUUUUCAAAUAAAACUUAAAAAAAUUCUAUACAGUUGUAUUUAUAAGCU
Messenger RNA from Centruroides sculpturatus (bark scorpion), 1087 nucleotides. RefSeq names its product parkin coregulated gene protein homolog. The transcript is spliced from 5 exons. The record is from RefSeq and is a predicted model, not a curated record. Gene Ontology annotation, molecular function: Hsp70 protein binding; Hsp90 protein binding. NCBI's taxonomy places the organism in Eukaryota, Metazoa, Arthropoda, Arachnida, Scorpiones, Buthidae. Bases 178 to 933 code for a protein of 251 amino acids.